Molecule: messenger RNA, 1988 nt
Organism: Beta vulgaris subsp. vulgaris (sugar beet)
Lineage: Eukaryota; Viridiplantae; Streptophyta; Magnoliopsida; Caryophyllales; Amaranthaceae
Product: squamosa promoter-binding-like protein 16
Exons: 4
Coding region: 593-1753 (386 amino acids)
Cellular component (GO): nucleus
Molecular function (GO): DNA binding
Source: RefSeq, a predicted model, not a curated record
AAAAGAAAGCCUAACUCUUUUCUUUUCCUUCUUAACAGUUAACAUCAACCAUUAUCUCUCUAUCUUUCACUCUCAUUCUCUCUCUAAUUUGUAAGUGUAGUCCCAAUAAUUUUUCUACUUCUACGUUAGAUAUAGCCUUAGCUUUUCUUUUCUCUUGUUCCUGCUAAAAAAAACCUACUAUUCUACUAAAAUAGUAAUCCAUCUCUUGCUUUCUUCUCUCUCUCUGAUCCACACUGUUGCAAUAUUAUUGGUUAGUAAUGGAAUCAUUGUCAGAGAAUGAAUGGUUGGGAAGCCCAGAUCAGUGUCCUUGUUCUGCAACUUUUUUUUGUGAGUUUUUUUCCCACCUCACUCACUGCCUUUUAAGCUAAUUUCAAUUUUUAUAUAGGCAUUUAGCUCUACUUAGAAGUAUUACAAGUAGUUUACAUCUCUGCUUUCUUCCUUUCCUAAGUGUUUGGGCCUUCUAUUACUCCCACUUUCUUGGAUUUUCUGUGCACCCCUUAAUUUGACAGUCUAGAAAUUAUACAAUCUGCUUGGUUUCUGAGAAUUUCCAGGAGGACAAUAAUAGUAAAAAAAGAGAAGGUUAUUGUAUUAUAUGGGCUAUAAUCUAAAGAGGAAUUACUGUGACUUGGCUAAGUUGGAGAAGCUUGGGAUUGCUACUAUUCUUUCAGCCACUUUUGGGUCCUCUAGCUUUGAAACAGAGAAGAAGGCAGAGGGGGAGAGCCUUGUGGAUUUGAAACUUGGAAGUUUAGGUGACUUUGGAAAAGGAUUGGCUAACAACUUCGAGGAUCAUACACUCUAUCCUCUUAUGGACCCAUUUUUAUCAACAGCUGGAUCAUCUAAAAGGCCUCGAAUACCGAGUAGCGGAGGCCAAGUCGUUUCGUGCUUGGUGGAUGGAUGCAAGGCAGACCUUAGUAAAUGCCGGGACUACCACCGGCGCCAUAAAGUUUGUGAGAUGCACUCCAAGACCCCAAGAGUUACAAUUGGGGGUAAUGUACAACGCUUCUGCCAGCAAUGCAGCAGGUUCCACUCACUGGAAGAAUUUGAUGAGGGAAAAAGGAGUUGUAGGAAACGUCUUGAAGGGCAUAAUCGCCGUAGAAGGAAGCCUCAACCUGAACCUUUGCCUGUGACUCAUGGAAAUUUUCUUUCUGCUAGUCAAGGUAGCAGAUUCUUGGCAUUCAACAAUCAACCAAUUAUUCCAGCUACAUCAGUAACUGCUACUUGGUCUGGAGGCGUUAAAUCUGAGAGCAACCCAGCACUCUACAAUAGCGCGGUACCUAGUUCAUACUCUCAAGCCUACAGGGGCAGGCAGUUCCCUUUCUUACAAGUGCCUGAAACCUCACUUUCUGGAGUUUCUUCAGCUGAUCAAACACUUCAUCACGAUGGCAGCAGUAAUAGCACCCAAAAAUCAAUUUUCUGCAAUGGCCUAAACCAAGUGAUGGACUCAGAUCGUGCUCUCUCUCUUCUGUCAUCAUCAACUGCUGAGACUCCUGAGAUGGGUUUGGGCCGUAUGAUCCAUCAUCCUAGCCCGAUAAACCCUACUCGGCCUAUGCUUUCCGGCCUACAUUACAAUAAUCUUGCUUCUCAGUAUUCCUCCCAGAGCCAUGGAUUGGAAGGACAUCCAGAAAGUUCCGGACUUUUCGCUAACAUGAGGAGCAAUAACAGCCUCUGCCAAGAUGUUUUCCAGAAUGAAACUGAUGCAUCUUCUGCUAGUGGAGGUGGAGGUCAUCAGACACUUUCUUUCUCUUGGGAGUAGUUUCUGCUGUCAUUUACUAGUUAAUUUUCUUCCCUAAUCAUAAUUAGUCCAGUACUCUACUGAUGGAUGCAUUGUUUUUUUCAAAAAAAUCUUCAAGAAGUUAGCUUUCUCUUCAAUUUGCUACAUUUGAUUGCCUAAAAAUGCUUGGCAACUUGUCUGUUCUUAAAUUUGGUACAUUUAGUAUUGUAAUUCUAAACUUCCCAUUUGUUGAAACUUGAAACUCAUUUCAACCUAA